Austrofundulus limnaeus is the source of this 1727-nucleotide messenger RNA. RefSeq names its product pyridine nucleotide-disulphide oxidoreductase domain 1 (gene pyroxd1). Lineage: Eukaryota; Metazoa; Chordata; Actinopteri; Cyprinodontiformes; Rivulidae. Gene Ontology annotation, molecular function: oxidoreductase activity. The record is from RefSeq and is a predicted model, not a curated record.
AAAUAAAUAAAAAUAACAAUUAGGUUUUAGAGUGCUUCAUGUUUCGCCAAACAUGCUUUAAAACUAAGAGUUAGCUGCUAGCGUUGCAUUAGGAAGCGAUGGCAGCUAAAACGGAGAAAACGUUCGAGUUUGUCGUCGUUGGAGGAGGCAUUGCGGGUGUGACAUGUGUGGAGCAGUUGUCAUCCGAGCUCCCGUCAGCAGACGUGGCUCUGAUUACAGCAGGCCUUCACAUCAAGGCUGUGACUAACUACAAACAGGUGUCUAAAACCCUGGAGGAAUUUGAUGUGGAGGAGAAACCGACCAGCGUCCUGGAAGAGAAGUUUCCCAACCUGACUAUCAUCCAGUCUGCUGUUAAAUCCCUCCACACUCAUUCACACUGUGUAGAAACGGUGGAUGGUCGUGUUUUUGCUUAUAAAAAGCUGUGUUUGUGCAGCGGAGCCAGACCGAAGCUCCUUACCCCAGACAACCCUUACGUGUUGGGCAUCCGUGACACAGAMAGCGCCCAGGAGUUUCAGAAGCGAUUGUCCAAAGCAAAGAGAAUUGUUGUUGUAGGAAACGGAGGGAUCGCCUUGGAAUUGGUGUAUGAAGUGGAGGGGUGUGAGGUGGUCUGGGCGGUGAAGGACAAGGCCAUCGGAAACACCUUCUUCGACGCGGGAGCGGCGCAGUUCCUCGUCCCGUCGCUGGAGGCCGACAAGGCGAAGGCGGCCGCUCCUUGUCGGAGACCUCGCUACACCACGGAACGAGCCGCGGCUCAGACCUUCACUGCAGAUAGGAAGUCCGGCGGGCAGAGUUCUGGUUCCGUAGGACCCGGCAGCGCUCUCGGUCCAGACUGGCAUCGGGGCGUAGAGCUCCGAGGAGCCGCGCAGGCGCCUCGCAGAGUUUCAGUCGAGUAUCAGUGUGAGGUGGAGGAGAUUUUCAGCUCCGAGGAGCUGCUGCGGUCCCCACGACCAGAGCUAAAACCCGAGACCGAGGGAUCCUGGCCCGUUUACGUCCAGCUCACCAACGGCAAGACAUUCGGCUGCGAUUUUGUCGUCAGCGCCACCGGCGUGGUGCCGAACACCGAGCCGUUUCUCCGCAGCAACAACUUCUCGGUGGCGCAGGACGGAGGCCURCAGGUGGACGAUCACAUGAGGACGUCUGAGCCAGACGUGUACGCAGCGGGAGACGUGUGCACUGCAUGCUGGGAGCACAGCCCUCUGUGGCACCAGAUGCGUUUGUGGACUCAGGCCCGUCAGAUGGGUUGGUACGCGGGCCGCUGCCUGGCGGCCGACGUCCUCUCAGAACCCGUCGAGCUGGACUUCUGCUUCGAGCUCUUCUCGCACGUGACCAAGUUCUUCAACUACAAGGUGGUCCUGCUGGGGAAGUUUAACGCUCAGGGUCUGAGGUCCGAUCACGAGCUGCUGGUCCGCUGCACCAAAGGCCAGGAGUACGUCAAGGUGGUCCUCAGCGGAGGCAGGAUGGUGGGCGCCGUGCUGAUCGGAGAUACAGACCUGGAGGAGACCUUCGAGAACCUGAUCCUGAACCGGAUGGACCUGAGUCCGUACGGAGUGGAGCUGCUCAACCCCGACGUGGACAUCGAGGACUACUUUGAUUAAGUACAGAAGAUGAAACGCAUCGUUUGAACUUACUGAAGCUUAUUUUUUUUCAGAAGAGAGAAAACAUGUGCUGCUUUUUAUUAAAAAUAAAUUAUUUUUAUAACAACUUGYUGCUGGAAUGAAGCAAAUCAA